Messenger RNA from Tupaia belangeri chinensis (Chinese tree shrew), 2952 nucleotides. RefSeq names its product NLR family pyrin domain containing 4 (gene NLRP4). Gene Ontology annotation, cellular component: cytoplasm. The transcript has 9 exons. Bases 1 to 2952 code for a protein of 983 amino acids. The record is from RefSeq and is a predicted model, not a curated record. Gene Ontology annotation, biological process: regulation of inflammatory response. Gene Ontology annotation, molecular function: protein binding. Lineage: Eukaryota; Metazoa; Chordata; Mammalia; Scandentia; Tupaiidae.
AUGGCUUCAUCUUUCUUUUCUGAUUUUGGCCUUAUGUGGUAUCUGGAGGAACUCAGAAAGGAGGAAUUCAGGAAAUUCAAAGAGCACCUCAAAAAAGAGACUUUGGAACUUGGACUCAAGCAAAUUCCCUGGACUGAAGUGAAAAAAGCUUCCCGCGAAGACCUUGCGAACCUGUUGAUCGAGCAUUAUGAGGAACAGCAAGCAUGGGACGUAACCUUCAGGAUCUUUCACCAGAUCAGCAGGAAGGAUCUCUGUGAGAAAGCUGAGAGAGAGCGCACAGGACACAUGAAGAUGUAUCGAGCUCACGUAAAGAAGAAAUUUAGCAAUAUAUGGUCCAGAGAAUCAGUCACUGGGAUUCAUGAUCACUUUAACCAGGAACUCACCCCGGAAGAAUGCAAAUAUUUAGAACUCUUUUUUGCUCAUAAGGAGACUGGGGAACGAUCACGUACAGUGCUCCUCAAAGGAGUGCAAGGAGUUGGGAAAACAACUCUCCUGAUUAAGCUAAUGUUGGCCUGGUCGGAGAACACCCUCUAUCAAGAUACGUUCCAGUAUGUCUUCUACCUCUCCUGCCGAGAAGUGAAGCAGUUGACAGCAACAAGUUUGGCUGAAUUGAUUUCCAGGGAGUGGCCCAACUCCUCAGCACCUAUAGCAGAGAUCAUGUUUCAACCAGAGAGACUCUUGUUCAUCAUUGACAGCUUCGAAGAGCUGAAAUGUGACUUGGAUGAACCAGAGUCAAACCUGCACAAUGACUGGAUGGAGAAGCAGCCAGUGCGGGUGCUGCUGAGCAGUUUGCUGAGGAAGAAAAUGCUCUCCGAGUCCUCACUGCUUAUCGCAGCCACACACGAGUACCCGCGGGAGGUUGAGGGUAGGUUGGAAUGUCCAGAAAUUAAAACACUCAUGGGAUUCACGGAGGCAGAUAGGAAGUUGUAUUUCUGCUGUUUAUUUCAAGACAGGAAUAAAGCCAUGGAAGCCUUCCAUUUUGUAAGAGAAAAUGACCACCUGUUUUCAAUGUGCCAAAUCCCCCUCCUCUGCUGGAUCGUGUGCACGUCUCUGAAACAGGAGAUGGAGAAGGGGAGAGACCUAGCCCUGGCCUGCCGACGUUCCACCUCUUUGUUUGCGUCCUUCAUCUUCAACUUGUUCACAUCCAGCGGUGCGCGUCGUACACGCCAGCAGAGCCAAGGCCUGCUGAUAAGCCUGUGCUCCCUGGCUGCCGAGGGCAUGUGGACUGAUACGUCCGCGUUCAGUGAAGACGAUCUGAGGAGAAAUGGAAUAGCUGACCCUGACAUCCCCAUGUUGCUGGGCGUAAAGGUUCUAAAGCGCAGGGAGGACGAGAGCUCCUACACCUUCAUCCACAUGCGUGUCCAGGAGUUCUGUGCUGCCAUGUUCUAUUUACUGAAGAGCCACAGUGACCACCCUCACCCAGCCGUUGGAUGUGCAGAGGCCCUACUCUUUAACUAUCUAAAGACCGUAAAGACACACUGGAUUCUUUUGGGCUGUUUUGUAUUUGGCCUUUUAAAUGAAAAAGAACAACAACGGCUGGAUGCAUUUUUUGGCUUCCAACUGUCCCAAAAGAUAAAGCAGCAAUAUUAUCAGUACCUGAAGAGCUUAGCUGAGCGUGAAGAUCUUAAGAGACAGGUAGAUUUCUUAGCAUUGUUUUACUGUCUGUUUGAGAUGCAGAAUGAAGACUUCAUAAGGCAGGCAAUGCACUUCCUCCAAGACGUUAACUUUUCUAUUGCGGACAACUCAGACUUGGUGGUUUCAGCCUACUGCUUAAAAUACUGUUCUGGCUUGAAGAAACUUCAGUUUUCAAUCCAAAAUGUCUUUCAGGAAACAAAUGGACACAGUUGUAUGUCAAGCCGUGGUAUCAUCCGUUGGCAUCAUAUCUGCUCUGUGCUCACUACAAAUGAGAACCUCAGAGAACUCAAAGUGAAAAACAGUGACCUCAACACGUCAGCCUUUGUGGCUUUGUGUGACCAGCUGAGGCAUCCUAGAUGUCACCUUGAAAAGCUUGAAAUGAAUAACGUUUCCUUUUCUGGCAACAUGUGGCAUUUCUUUGAGGUGCUUGUUCAUAAUCCAGGUAUAAAAUUCCUGAGCCUCAGUUCCACAAAACUCGCCCGGGACGAAGUGACGCUCCUUUGUGAUGCCUUGAACCAUCCAGUGUGUAACAUCGAAGAGCUGCGGCUGGCAAACUGUGGCCUCACAUCUGACGACUGCCAAGUCUUCUCCUCGGUCCUAAACAGCAGCAAGAAACUGAAGCAUCUUAAUGUAUCAUACAACUACUUGCAUGAAGGGGUGUGCCAGUUGUGCAAGAGUUUGUGCCACCCAGACUGUGCCCUGGAGGUCCUCAUUUUGGCUUACUGCUACCUGACCGAGCACUGCUGGGAAUGCCUCUCUGAAGUCUUUCUGCAUAAUAAGAGCCUGGUUCAUCUAGACCUCAGUGCAAAUAUCCUGAAAGAUGAGGGGCUGAAAAUUCUCUGUGAAGCCUUGAAACACCCAGACUGCUGCCUACAGUCACUGUGUUUGGUGAAAUGUUUCAUCACUACUGAAGGCUGUCAAGACCUCACCUUAGUUCUCACCAGCAAUCAAAACCUGAGAAGUCUGCAAAUUGGGUACAAUGAUGUAGAAGAUGUUGGUGUGAAGCUCUUGUGUGAAGCUCUGAUACAUCCCAACUGCUGCUUAGAGAACCUGGGGCUGGAAGCAUGUGGGUUAACCAGUGCCUGCUGUGAGGCUCUCUCCUCUGCCCUUACCAGCUGCAAGACUCUGCGGAGACUGAACCUGGUUCAGAAUGCCUUGGACCAUAGUGGGGUAGCUGUGCUCUGCGAGGCCUUGAGACACCCAGAGUGUGCCCUGGAGGUGCUUGGCCUGAAGAAAGCUGAAUUUGAUGAGGAAACACAGACACUUCUGAUGGCUGAGGAAGAGAGAAAUCCCGACUUGAGGAUCAUAAACAGCUGA